This is a messenger RNA of Choloepus didactylus (southern two-toed sloth), 576 nucleotides long. RefSeq names its product ubiquitin A-52 residue ribosomal protein fusion product 1 (gene UBA52). The record is from RefSeq and is a predicted model, not a curated record. Gene Ontology annotation, molecular function: structural constituent of ribosome; protein tag activity; ubiquitin protein ligase binding. Lineage: Eukaryota; Metazoa; Chordata; Mammalia; Pilosa; Megalonychidae. Bases 85 to 471 code for a protein of 128 amino acids. Gene Ontology annotation, biological process: translation; protein ubiquitination; modification-dependent protein catabolic process. Gene Ontology annotation, cellular component: ribosome; nucleus; cytoplasm. The transcript has 5 exons.
UCGGCGGUUUCCGGUUCCGCCGCCCUCUUUCUUGUCAAGCAGGCGGCCGAGAGGGUUGGUGGCGGCGGCCGUGCGGACGCAGAGAUGCAGAUCUUCGUGAAGACCCUGACUGGCAAGACCAUCACCCUCGAGGUCGAGCCCAGCGACACCAUCGAGAAUGUCAAGGCCAAGAUCCAAGACAAGGAGGGCAUCCCGCCUGACCAGCAGCGGCUGAUUUUUGCGGGCAAGCAGCUAGAGGAUGGCCGCACGCUCUCGGACUACAACAUCCAGAAGGAGUCCACCCUGCACCUGGUGCUCCGUCUCCGGGGUGGCAUCAUCGAGCCAUCCCUCCGCCAGCUCGCCCAGAAGUACAACUGUGACAAGAUGAUCUGCCGCAAGUGUUACGCUCGCCUGCACCCUCGCGCCGUCAACUGCCGUAAGAAGAAGUGCGGCCACACCAACAACCUGCGCCCCAAGAAGAAGGUCAAAUAAGGACCCCUUGUCGUGGCUCCUUGGCCUCCGGCACACGACCACCUUCCCCAGCCCUGUGGCUCUGAGACCUCAAUAAAGUUUCCCUUUGGUCAACUGAAGCAGGAA